AUGUCGACGUCGGACCAACAGCUUGCACAGGUCCUCGAGCUCCUCCAGAGACUUCAUACCAAGCAGGAGGCGCUUGCUGAGGAGGUCGCAGCCCUCAGAGGCUCCCGCACCCCAGGUGUCGAGGAGAUCCCGUGCGGUCCCGCAGGGAUCAACGAGCCCCUCGGCGGCGGGAUUCGUGCAUACCGCUCCGCCUCAAAGAGUACUGCGUCGCCUCCUCCCACCGUCGCACCGCUGAGCCCGACCUCCUCCAGCAGCGUGUUUGGCACGUCGCCGGUCGCGACCAACCCGCUCUCCCUCACUGCCAUGAAUGGAAAUGGCAAGGAGGAGAAGGAGGACCGCGUUCAGAAGAAGAAGGGGCUUUACCCGUCCCGCGUUGUGCUCACUACGUACCCCGGCCAGGCAGGGAUUAACCCCGUCCCUAUCAACUGGGGCGCCGGACCUUCGCCCCUCGACCGUGGUCCCGUCGUCUGCUCCCGUAUCGCCAAGAACCUCCUCAUGCGCAACUCGAUCGGUGCGCACGCUGGCAGCUACUCGAUCUACCGCGCGCUCUCGAUUGCUAUGGGCCAGCUGUCGCCGAGCUGGCGCCCCGAUCUGUGCAACACACAUCCUCCGUUCACACUCCCGCCACAACCUGGGUGGUUCGGUGAUGGCAAUGGUGGCAACGAGCACGAUUGGAAGAUCGUCUCGUUCGACCCGUGGGGCGCGAUGGUCCAGGAAAUCUGGGGUAAGGAGUACGGCGAGGGCCUUGACGUGCGCCCAACCAUCUCCCAGACAAAGGCCCACAUCAAGAUCGAGGAGCUCGACGCCCUCGCACGCAAAGGUGAAUUUCCGAUCGACGGCGACAUCGUGAUAAAGAGCCCUGAGCUCUCCGCCUUCCCUGGUGUCGACCAGGGUGUCGAGGUCAACACCUUCAAGGCCGCCGUCGACCCCGUGUGGUACCUCCCUGGUGUCGCCGAGCGCCUGGGCAUCGACGAGAGUACCCUCCGUCGCGCGCUGUUCGAGGACACGGGUGGCAUGUACCCUGAGCUUCUCACGCGGCCGGACAUCAAGAUCUUCCUGCCUCCUAUUGGCGGCAUGACUGUGUACAUCAUGGGCGACCCGGCCAAGCUCAGUGACCCCAACACUGAGGUGACCUGCCGCCCGCACGAUAGUUGUUCGGGCUCGGAUGUGUUCGGUUCCGACAUCUGCACGUGCCGCCCGUACCUGAUCUUCGGUAUCUCUGAGGCGAUCAAGUGCGCCCAGCGCGGCGGUGUGGGCGUCGUCGUCUACUUCCAGAAGGAGGGGCGUGCGCUCGGCGAAGUCGUCAAGUACAUGGUGUACAACCGCCGCAAGCGGGGCGGCGACAGCGCGGCAGAGUACUUCAACAACACGUCGGCUGUCGCGGGUGUCAAGGACGCUCGGCACCAGGCGCUCAUGCCUGACGUUCUGCACUGGCUCGGUAUCACGCACAUCACCAACCUCAUCAGCAUGAGUAACAUGAAGUACGACGCAAUCAUCAAGUCGGGUAUCACUGUGCAGAACCGUUACGAGAUCCCGGACGAGCUGAUUCCGGCGGACGGGCGGGUCGAGAUUGAUGCCAAGAUCCAAGCUGGGUACUUCUCCAAGAAGGAGGUCACGGAUGAGCUUGUCCAGAAGACCAAGGGCCGCAACUGGGAGGACAUUGUCCACUAA
Cutaneotrichosporon cavernicola is the source of this 1671-nucleotide messenger RNA. RefSeq lists its product as uncharacterized. The record is from RefSeq and is a predicted model, not a curated record. The coding region runs from base 1 to 1671 and encodes 556 amino acids. NCBI's taxonomy places the organism in Eukaryota, Fungi, Basidiomycota, Tremellomycetes, Trichosporonales, Trichosporonaceae. The transcript has 8 exons.